Molecule: messenger RNA, 1299 nt
Organism: Colletotrichum fioriniae
Lineage: Eukaryota; Fungi; Ascomycota; Sordariomycetes; Glomerellales; Glomerellaceae
Source: RefSeq, a predicted model, not a curated record
AUGCCGCUCCUUUCGUACAACCCAUCAGUCAUGGCAAUCCUACUGAACUCGCCGGCAUGGCUUUCGAUCGAUGCUAACACUGGCCGGCUUUCUGGGACUCCCGAGGAUAAAGAUGUUCCGGCAGGAGAAGUGGUGGGCAUCCCGGUGGACAUCGUUGCAACGGAUGAUUCUGGGUCUGCUACGAUGACGGCGACUCUGGUGGUGACGAGGAGACCUACGCCCAAGCUCAAUAUCCCGUUAUCGGAGCAAAUCCAAAACUUUGGCGAUACAUCAUCUCCAUCUGCCGUCGUGGCUUCUCCUGCCUCCGACUUUUCCUUCACAUUCGCCAAGGACACGUUCUCUUAUGCUGGAGAUGGGUUGAACUACUACGCCACUUCCGCAGAUAGCAGCCCUUUGCCUUCGUGGAUCAAGUUUGACGCCGGCAGCCUCACAUUUGCCGGGAAAACACCACCAUUCGAGUCUCUCGUCCAGCCGCCCCAGAAAUUCGACUUCAGUCUUGUUGGUUCCGAUAUUAUCGGAUUCUCGGCUGUAUCCGUUGUGUUUUCGAUCGUUGUUGGUGCCCACAGAUUGACAACAGACACACCUACCAUCGAAAUCAACGCAACGCGAGGGACGAAUGUGUCAUAUACAGCACUCGCUGGUAGUAUCAAGUUGGAUGGAAAUACCACAACACCAUCCGAGCUGAACCUCACCGUAUCCGGCCUUCCGAGCUGGCUCUCGGUCGAUAAUAAUACUUUCGAAAUCCAGGGUAACCCCCCUGACGAUGCGAAAUCUUCAAACUCUACGCUCACUUUUCGGGAUGUAUACUCCGACACUCUCGACGUUAUUCUAUCGGUGUUCGUCGUCACGCGAAUCUUCCGGGACACGAACUUGAGCAUCGAGGCGACACCGGGAAAGAACUUCACAUUCGACGUGGAGCCUUAUCUAUGGACGCCUUCAGACAUUGAUCUAAGUAUCGAAUCCUCGGCAGAUUGGGUCAAGGUCGAUGGCUUGAUCAUUUCGGGAAUGCCGCCCAAGACAACAUCUCCCGAGAACAUUACAGUUAAUGUCAAGGCGGCAUCAAAAAGCUCAGAGGAGACCGAGACGGUGACGGCAGACUUGGAAGACGCUUUCGACUAUUACUGGCUCUCGUAUGUCACAGUCAAACACGAACAACCGCUCAUCAUACUGGAGGGGAUCCGAAAGAAGCCCUACGCCGAGAUCCCCGUCCGUCACGUCAUCUUGGCUUACAGAGGGCGUCCUAUUUCAUCCUCAGCACACGCAUCAGGGAUCGACGAGCACCUACGACGGCCCGAGUGA